Molecule: messenger RNA, 1107 nt
Organism: Lactuca saligna
Lineage: Eukaryota; Viridiplantae; Streptophyta; Magnoliopsida; Asterales; Asteraceae
Source: the annotation of a GenBank genome assembly
AUGUCGAGAUCCUCCAUCUUCUUCACGUUAGCAACCCUAGCUCUUCUCUUUUUAUCAUCGGCCGUCGCUGAUGUUGUCGUACUCACUGAAGACAACUUCGAGAAGGAGGUCGGUCAAGAUCGUGGCGCACUCGUUGAGUUCUACGCUCCAUGGUGUGGGCACUGUAAAAAGCUUGCUCCUGAAUAUGAAAAACUUGGUGCAAGCUUCAAAAAAUCAAAAUCUGUUUUGAUCGGAAAGGUGGACUGUGAUGAGCAUAAGGGUGUUUGUAGCAAAUUUGGUGUUUCUGGUUACCCCACCAUCCAGUGGUUUCCUAAGGGAUCUUUGGAACCCAAAAAGUAUGAAGGAGCACGUACUGCUGAAGCACUUGUUGAGUUUGUAAAUUCUGAAGGAGGGACCAGUGUAAAGAUAGCUUCAGUUCCCUCAAGUGUUGUAGUACUAAACUCUGAUAACUUUGAGGAGAUUGUAUUGAAUGCUAAAAAGGAUGUGUUGGUUGAAUUCUAUGCACCAUGGUGUGGCCAUUGCAAGAGCCUUGCUCCUGUUUACGAAAGUCUUGCAUCAGCCUAUAAAAAUGAGGAAGAUGUAGUUAUUGCCAAUCUUGAUGCUGACAAUUAUAAGGAUCUUGGUGAAAAGUAUGGUGUAAGUGGUUUCCCAACAAUUAAGUUCUUCCCAAAGAAGAACAAAGAUGGUGAAGACUAUGAAGGUGGACGCGAUAUAGAUAGCUUUGUGACCUUCAUCAAUGAGAAAUGUGGCACUAGCCGUGAUGCCAAAGGCCAACUUACUUCCACUGCUGGUUUAAUUGCAGAAUUGGAUAGCUUAGUGAAGGAGUUUGUGACUGCUGGAAGUGAUGAAAAGAAAGCAUUAUAUAGCAAGAUUGAGGAGGAAGUUGGGAAACUCACUGGUUCUGCUUCAAGAUAUGGAAAGAUUUAUGUGAAAGUUGCCAAAAGUAGUCUGAGCAAAGGUGGUGAUUAUGCUAAGAACGAGAUCCAACGUUUAGAGCGUAUUCUUUCUAAGUCGAUUAGCCCUUCAAAGGCGGACGAAUUUACACUCAAGAAAAACAUAUUAUCUGCUUUUGUUUGAUAAAUGAGUGGAAUCAGUGGUUACUACGAG